AUGAAUACUGCAUUUGAACGGCAGAAUUCUAUAAUUGCUGAUGGUAUUAAUUACGAAUAUAUUUAUAUCAAGUCAAAAGACGAUUCAAAACCUACGUUGUUGUUUCUUCAUGGAUUUCCAUCAUCAUUCUAUUGUUGGCGUCACCAAAUUGACUACUUCUCUAAACAAGGUUACGGAUGUUUAGCACCAAAUUUAAUGGGCUAUGGCAAGACCUAUUCUCCGUUGGAUAUGAAUGAAUACAAAACAAAAUCGAUGGUUCAGCAUCUUAUAGCUCUUCUUGAGCAUUUGCACUUGAAUAAAGUUAUCGUUCUUGGACAUGAUUGGGGUGUUCGGCCAGCAAUUCGAUUUGUUUUGUAUCAUCCUGAACGUACGUUGGGUGUUGUUUUAUUUAAUUCUGGUUAUCGACCACCGGCGUGGCUGGAUUUUGAUAAAAUGAUACAAGGGACAAGACAGAUAUUCGGCUAUGAACUUUUUGGCUAUUGGGAAUUUUUCAAUUCUGAUGAUGCAGCAAAAAUUAUCGAAGACAAUGCAGAUCGUUUUCUUGAUCUUGCCUACGCAAGCGAUCCUGCACUGUGGAAAACUGAUUUAGCACCACUUGGCAAAGUUCGAGAAUGGGUAACAAACAAAAAAGCAACAACUCGAGCUUCGUAUUUAACGGAUAAAGAUUAUGAAGUCAUGCAUCAAUGUCUCACUGAAGGCAUGCAACCAAAAUUAAAUUGGUACAAAUCAGCUUUGGCUAAUAUUGAUUGGGAUGAUGAAAAAAAUCUUGACUACAAAAUAAAACAACCUGUUCUUUACAUUGGUGGCACGAAAGAUUGCAUAUGCAUUCCAAAAUUCUUUGCCGGUCAAAGUGAGCAUAUUACUGACUUGAAAUCAGUUGAAUUGGAAACUAGCCAUUGGACUAUGGAAGAAAAUCCAGAAAGCGUAAAUCACGAAGUCGAAACAUGGAUAAAACACAUUAGUUAA
Messenger RNA from Rotaria socialis, 966 nucleotides. NCBI's taxonomy places the organism in Eukaryota, Metazoa, Rotifera, Eurotatoria, Philodinida, Philodinidae. The record is from the annotation of a GenBank genome assembly.